Messenger RNA from Cynara cardunculus var. scolymus (artichoke), 1074 nucleotides. RefSeq names its product annexin D1-like. Gene Ontology annotation, cellular component: cytoplasm. Bases 1 to 951 code for a protein of 316 amino acids. The transcript has 5 exons. The record is from RefSeq and is a predicted model, not a curated record. NCBI's taxonomy places the organism in Eukaryota, Viridiplantae, Streptophyta, Magnoliopsida, Asterales, Asteraceae. Gene Ontology annotation, molecular function: calcium-dependent phospholipid binding; calcium ion binding.
AUGGCGACGAUUACUGUUCCGGCACAAGUUCCUCCCGUCUCCGACGACGUUGAGGAGCUCCAUAAAGCUUUUGAAGGAUGGGGAACAAAUGAGGGUGCGAUCAUUUCAAUUUUGGCUCAUAGAAAUGCUGAUCAACGUAAGCUUAUUCGACAUGCUUAUGCUCAGGCUCACAACCAAGAUCUCCUUAAAGCACUCGAAAAGGAACUUACAAGAGAUUUCGAGAGGCUUGUUCUGCUCUGGAUACUUGAUCCGCCUGAACGUGAUGCGGUUUUGGCGAAUGAAGCAUCAAAGAAGUUUAGUACAAGUGACAGAGCUCUUGUUGAAAUAGCUUGUACCAGGUCUUCACGGGAUCUGCAUCUAGCAAGGCAAGCUUAUCAUAUUAAAUAUCAGAAAUCCAUUGAAGAAGAUGUCGCAUCCCACACAACUGGAGACUUCAGGAAGCUGUUGUGGCCUCUGGUGACAAGCUACAGGUAUGAAGGGGAUGAGGUGGACAUGAGUCUUGCAAAAACAGAAGCCAAAUUACUCCAUGAUAAAAUCUCCGAAAAAUGUUAUAACGACGAUGAUUUCAUCCGAAUUAUCACCACCCGAAGCAAAGCGCAGAUCAAUGCAACCCUCAAUCAGUACAAAAACGAUUUUGGACAAGAUAUUAACAAGGAUUUGAAAGCGGAUCCAAAAGAUGAGUUCCUAGCGAUGUUAAGAGCGACAAUAAAGUCGUUAACGAAUCCUGCAAAGUACUUCGAGAAAGUGCUAAGGCUUGCAAUGAACAGACAAGGGACGGAUGAGGGUGCACUCACAAGGGUUGUGGCUACACGAGCCGAAUUCGACAUGAAAACCAUAAAAGAAGAAUAUCAAAAGAGGAGCAGUGUCUCCUUGGAUUCAGCGAUCGCUAAAGAUACAAGAGGAGACUACGAAGACAUGCUUCUGGCUCUCGUCGGUUCUACUGACGGUUAAGAAACGAGCGUGGGUGAGAUGGUUACGGUUCGAUGAUUUCGAGGUUAUUCGUCUUUUGUGGUUUAUGUGUUGUCUUAUUCACAUAUGCAUAUAUAUGAUCAUAAAUAAAUAAUCAUACAUUCU